GGUCUUCCUCGACGCCAAGUCUAUCGAACUAUAUUGGCUAGUGCUCCAUAUUAUAUAGAUCUUCAUUAUUACAGAGAACAAUGAGGGAACUAAAAUUUGCCGAGAGGAAGCUUUUGAAACACACAGACUUCCUUAAUUGGAAGGUAGACAAUAAUCUCCACGAAGUAAAAAUGAUGCGGAAAUUCAUGAUACAGAGGAGGGAAGAUUACACAUUGUACAAUAAAAUGGCAUGGGAAGUGCGUGAAUUGUCCCGAAAAAUAAAGGAUUUAGAUAAAAAUGAUCCCUUCAGAGUUGAGGCCAGUGGAAGACUCUUAGAAAAACUGUAUACAAUGGGUAUAAUUCCUACAAAAUGGAAUUUGCAGUUGUGUGACAAAGUCACAGCAUCUUCAUUUUGCCGAAGACGUCUUCCUUGUGUUAUGGUUAGAACAAAAAUGGCACCUUCUCUUAGAACAGCUUUAACAUUUAUUGAACAAGGACAUGUAAGAGUCGGAGCAGAGGUUGUGAAGGACCCUGCAUUUCUUGUUAACAGAAAUUUAGAAGACUAUGUCACCUGGGUAGACACUUCAGCUAUUAGGAAACAUGUGAAGCAAUAUAAUGAAGAGAGAGAUGAUUUUGUCCUGAACAACUGCUGAAUAUGGCUUUUAUUAUAAGAAAAUUAUUCCUA
Messenger RNA from Macrobrachium nipponense, 664 nucleotides. Its product is annotated as U3 small nucleolar ribonucleoprotein protein IMP3-like. Gene Ontology annotation, molecular function: rRNA binding; structural constituent of ribosome; snoRNA binding. The coding region runs from base 81 to 632 and encodes 183 amino acids. The record is from RefSeq and is a predicted model, not a curated record. The transcript has 5 exons. Gene Ontology annotation, cellular component: Mpp10 complex; small ribosomal subunit; small-subunit processome. Lineage: Eukaryota; Metazoa; Arthropoda; Malacostraca; Decapoda; Palaemonidae. Gene Ontology annotation, biological process: ribosomal small subunit biogenesis; rRNA processing.